Molecule: messenger RNA, 3519 nt
Organism: Neoarius graeffei (lesser salmon catfish)
Lineage: Eukaryota; Metazoa; Chordata; Actinopteri; Siluriformes; Ariidae
Product: protein SPT2 homolog
Exons: 2
Coding region: 334-1644 (436 amino acids)
Molecular function (GO): DNA binding
Source: RefSeq, a predicted model, not a curated record
AUACUUUUUGCAUUAUUACUCAAUUCCUUAGAGGCGGGGUUUUGCAAAAGAAAAAAGAAAAAAGUUUCAAUUCGCUAGCCCCGAUUUAGCAAAGCUAAUCAGAAAGCUAAGCCUGGUCCUUUUAUCAUCAGGAGGUAGAAUCUUUAUCUUCUUAUUAUCUGCACCAGACUCAUAACUGGGCUUUAGUAUUGUUUUGGAGGGGUUCAUGCUUUUCAGCGCUUCAUGUUCUGGCUUUUUGGAAUAAUUCACAAGAAAACUGAGUGAUUUGGCAGUCGGAGAAGGCAAACCUGGGAGAAGGUCCCAGACCCUCAGUAAGGCUUGAAUAACAUUGUGAUGGAGGUUGAACAGAAGGAUGACUCUAGCAACACUCUGGCCAAUGGAAAUGCCAGUUCAGGCAAACGUGGCAGGGGCAGACCACGAGGGUCAGUUAAGAAAAAAAUCAUCUCCAUAAAAGAGGUAUCUCACAAUGCUAGGGCAUCCAAAAGAGUGGAUUUCUUUUCACCAGAGAUGGUAAUAAGGCCAAAAGUAAAAAAACGUGGUCGUCCAAAAAAAAUAAAAAUCCCAGGAAGACCAAGAAAGAUUCCUCUUACACCAGAGGAAGAAGCAGAGAGAAUUUUAAGGUUGAGCAAGAAACGGAAACUCUCGAAGCCUCUUGGGAGACCCCGCAUCCAUCCCCUUGUAGACCUGCCAAAGGAGAAAAGGGGAAGAGGUAGACCACGCAAAUAUGAAUCUAUGGCUUCACAAAAUGGAAGAGUUGGCAGGAACCUGAAAAGUGCAAAGAUCACUGAGGCUGGUGGAGACACUCCUCGAAGGAGGGGAAGGCCAAGCGGCUCAUUUAAGAAGAAACGGGGACGGCCAGCAGGUCCAUCUUCACUGAAAAGGCCACUCGAAGGGACUCCAGGAAAAAGGGGGCGACCUCCAGGCUCUGGAACUAAGCUCCAGGUCAAGCAAGAUGUGAAUGGAACUCCUCGAAAGAGGGGCAGACCCCCAGGCUCUGGAAGAAAGCUAAAGGUUAUUUCAGGUGAAGCAAACGGAACUCCUAAAAAGAGAGGACGGCCUCCAGGAUCUGGUACAAAGGUGAAGGUUGCAAAGCAGGUGAUGGAUGGAAUUCCCAAAAAGAGGGGACGUCCUCCAGGUUCUGGGACCAAGGCCAAAGGGCCACUUCAGGAGACGAAUGGAAGCCCUCGAAAGAGAGGCCGACCACCAGGAUCAGGAAAAGUCAAGACAAUUACAGAGCAGACUGAGCAGGUUCUGACUAACAGUGCCUUCUCUGUUAGUGCCCAGCCUCGUAAGAGGGGUCGUCCUAAAAAGUCUGAAACCUUUGUAGCCAUUCAAGCUGAAGAAGGAAUGAUUAAGGAAAAUGAUGAACCCUCACCCAAACGAUCCCGAAACUCCUUUGGCUCAACCAAGAAUUCAAAUAAGCCAGACGCUGAAGACCAAAAGUCCAGUGAGAAUGAUGGUUGCCACGUGGCCGCAAUGGUAGAAAAUCCUGUUCUGUCUGCUGGAGGUGCUGCAAAACCAGACAAUAUAGAGCAGGUCGGUGAGAAUGAGCUAAACGAUGCUUCGGUUGAGGAGGUUCAUGAGAGUAACAGCAAAAAGAGUUCAUCCUUGAGGGGAGCAGGUAAAUCCCAAAAAAAGAAGUAAAUCAUUGGGUAGAAUAGAGCACAAAUAUUUUUUGAAUGGGUUUUUACCAGAUUUCGUACAAAUUGUUUGACUUGUCCCGGAGGUUAGCAAUGCGGAUAUCUUCCUUUUUUCUGUUGCUCAGCUCUUGUGCUUUUGCAUGUCUUUUAAAGAAAUGUUUAUUUUGAUACUCUAUGGUACACCACCUUCAAAGAAAAUCCCCUUUGAAACAGACAUUUAUAAAUACAGAUGUUCAGCUGAAUUCAGAGACCAAAUGGAGGCAACUGAUCAUUUGCCCAACAGUCUGUCUGCAUGACUAGCUGCCUAAGCAAGUCUUAGUACGCUGAGCAUUUUUAUUAUUUAUACAAAUUUAUUAGGUGCAGAAAUAAGCUAUUUCAGGACUAUUCAGUAAUUCUGCAAUUUUUUUUUUCAAUCAGUGAGAAAAUCAGAUGGAACAUGAACUUCAUCUUAUGCUAGUCUGUAUUGGUGUAUGUUGGAAUUACACUUGGGGGGUGGGGAGCCUGAAAUUUCCACUAGGCUUAAUCCUCAAUGUUGAGGAAUGAUUGUUAGAGGUUGUAUUGGUGCAGGAUUUAUGAUGUUUUCUUUUUAAAUCUGAGUUUUAAUCAAAGCAUAUGUCAAGAAAAUGUUUCAAGCAGUUUAAUGGUCCCAUCACUGGAUGGCAAAACAUCAGACUAUUUUAGCUAGACAUCGCUGCAUCCUGAGCCUGUGCUGGCAUCCAUGUAAUCCACUCAACAGGUCUUACGUGACAUGUGUUGUAACCAUGGGUCCUUGAAUUUUUAUAUUAAAAAAAGCAGGAAUUGAAAAUGUUAAAUUUUGAUAUGCAUGAAAUACAUAUCAUAAAAGGCCUAAAUUCUCUUUGGCAGUAUACCAGUUACCAAAAAAAACCCAUGACCCUGGAGUUUGUUGCAAAACUUGAGAGCCAUUUUAGACAGGAUACACGCCUUCACACGAGCUGUAGACUGAAGAGCAUUGAAGAAGGAGGCUGAUUUGAUCUUUUGUGUUCCUUGUAAUCAGUAAGCAGUUGUAAAAUGCUCAACUGCACAAUGAGUUGAAUGACAGAUGAUUGAAUUUCAGAUCUUUUUAAUAGUGUAUUAAGAACAUUGGCUAUAUAGAUAGCAUAGCUCCAUGAUCAUUGUUUUUAUGCAUAAUAGUAUACACCUUUCCAGAAACGUGUAUGCUGUUAAGUACUAUUACUAUCCAAAAUUGGCAAAAGUUAUGCUUCAUAUUAGGAAUAUUACCUACUGCUUUUUAAAAAUGGGUUUGCCAACAUUAAAAAGUGGUUUUGCUCAAGUGAGUGUCUGACUGUUUUCCCAUACUCCCCUUAUCAUGUGACAUGUACAGUUCCAUUCAAAGUUGGUAUUAUGAUUGCUUAAUUUGACUCAUUUCUGUGUGUAAAAGUAUUCUUAUUUUUUUAAAUGGAAUUUCCAUUUGUUUAGAAAGUAACAUUGUUAUUAUUUCUGUUAUAAAGCAGUAGUUGAAUGUCCAUGUGAUGUUUUCCUUUCAUGAUUGUGAAGACUUUUUUUAAAAAAAUUCUGCUUAAUGAGUUUUCAGGGCGUAAACUAAACAAACAGAAGCUGUAGUUAUUAGAAACGUGUAGAAUUUCAUUUUAUGGCAUUUUGACACAUGAAACCAUAGUGAUUUUUUUUUAAAUGACUAACCAUGUGAACAGAAAUAUUUAUAUGUAAAUCUAGUUGUUUAUGUUGCUGAUGUUCUGGUUCUGUUUGUCAGAUUGUACCUGUUGACCUUUCUCUCCAAAUUCUUCACAAAUAUUCUGUGACUUUCCAAAAAGGCAGCCAUGGGAAUAAUUUUCAAUUAGCUAUGUGAUUAUGUACUGUAUUACAAGUUUGUUGUAUAAUUAAAAAAAUUCCAUACUUGCUA